AUGAAAUGUGGAAUGCAUUUUGCAGAAUAUCAUACUUUAACGAUGUCGAAUCCUUUUAAUUCUCAUGAGAUGCCAUCUAUUGUCCUUAAACCGUCGGACGGAAAUACUUUUUAUAAUUAUAAAGUUGGACAAGAUUUGCAUAUUGGUUUAUAUGUUCAUGGUAUGAUUUAUUCUUAUUGGUCGAAAGGUAUUAUGAUUGAAACUUGUGCAUCAUGGAUGGAUCGAAUUCAUAUUUAUAAAUUUAAUCGCUGUUUUAAUAUUGCUAAUUUGUUAAGAAAAUUCUUCAAUGAGCAUUCUGAUCGUUUCUCAUUGGCAGAUUAUGAUGAGGAACAUUGGAAUUGUUUCAAUUUUGUGAUUGAAUUUCUAAAAUUUUUCAAUCCAUUCCAGUUUUCUUCAAUAGGUAAAGAAAGUUUUGUUCACAAUUACAUUCAACCAACUUUGAAGUACGCAUUGCGUUAUUCUUUUCUUGUUCGGCAACUGCAAGAAUCGGCAAUUUCCAUAUUACCGCUGAAAUAUAACUGCAUCAAUAUGGCGGAAUGCUUAGAAGUGCAAGAAGAUGAGGCUGUGGAUUCAGAUAGGCUUAUUGACCGGCAAAAUUUUAAAAUCCAACAACAUGAAAUAGCAAUGCAUGAUUUUCGGGAAUAUGGUGUUCAACUUGCUUUUGUGUCCAAUCACAGAAAUUUUACGGACAAGCCUCUUAAAAUACGUAUUCUUAACUGGAAGAGGCGAUUAAAGCGAGUGAAAAUAAUUUUUGAAAGGCUUUGCACCAGCAGGCCAGUUCAUACAAAUAUUUCUUCAAAUAUAACCAAUUUGAUGGAACGUAUCGAUUUAGUUAUGCAACGAUUAGAAGAUACUGAUUUAUAUUUUCAAAAUCUUGCAUCUGGAUUUGGACGGGAUAUAGAAAUUCCCGAAUGGAGCCAGUUAGAUGUCGAUCUUUUUACUGGCGGUAUCAUUGUUUCAAAGGAUAGAUGCGAUCAAGAGGUCGCUGAUUUUUUUGAUGCAGUUGGAGUCCUCUUUUUGGAAUGCAAAGAAAUUAUUAAAACAUUCAGGAUUGAAACAUCUUUAUGA
Molecule: messenger RNA, 1068 nt
Organism: Dracunculus medinensis (Guinea worm)
Lineage: Eukaryota; Metazoa; Nematoda; Chromadorea; Rhabditida; Dracunculidae
Source: the annotation of a GenBank genome assembly